AUGCAAGAACUCAAAGCUUUCUUGCGCUGGCUUAUCGAUUCUACAGAGGGCAAGCUUGCUCCCGAUAGACGGCCGACUAUGGACUCCGUUUUAAAUCGGGCCCAAGAACUCAUCCAGGGCUUUUACCUAGAGACUGAAAAUGAGAUCCCUCCUUAUAACCGGGCCAAGCUCUAUCAGUUCGUCAAGAACAACCAAGAUCCCAAAAUAAAAUCGAAGUACUCCGCCUAUAUCGCCCAGAUCCUGGCACAUAAUCCUAAAGCUGUCUAUAGAAAUGACUGCCUCGCCAAUUAUUCUGGCGGGGGUAUGUUUAACACUUCAAAAAAUAAACUUGCCGAGCACACUCACAUUAAAGAAGCAAGCUCUUCGCAAGCUUAUGCCCGAAUUAGGCCUUUUAGCGGCCGUUAUGUCGGGCAAACUGGGCAGUGCCCCGAGGGAGCAGACUUAGUAAUGUGGUAUAACCUGACGACGUUCGACAUCAUUGGCAGUCUUGCGUUUGGGCAGGACUUUGGCGGCGUCGAGUCCGGCAGUCAGCAUUUCUGGGUGUCCAUAGUCACCAAGAGCCUGCGCCUGGGCGCUCUCGCUGACUGCCUUCGUCGAUUUCCAGCUGCAGGGGCUGUUUUUCAAUGGCUCUUCUCGGGAUCCGUCAAUAAGCUCAUGGAAGAGAAUCGUCGACAUCAGAACUACACGAUGGACCUUGUCAAGCGACGCCUAGCGAGUAACAGCGGGCGCAGAGACUUUCUGACCAAAAUUAUCGAAGCUCGAAAAGAUGCCGAUAUCAGUGACACGCAGAUUGCGGCACAUUCUUCUGACUUUGUCAUUGCAGGAAGCGAGACCACAGCAACGGCACUGGCCUGCAUGACAUACUACAUUCUGAGAAACCCGGCCAUCAUGGACCGGCUCAAGACGGAAAUCCGGACUGCGUUCAGUCAGUACGAGGAGAUUAAUGCGACAAGCACCAAUUCCCUUACCUACCUUCGAGCGGUUGCGCAAGAGGCGAUGAGGAUCUUUCCUCCUUUGCCUUUCGCCUUGCCCCGGAUUGUUCCCGCAGGUGGUAGCACCGUAGAAGGCCACUAUCUGCCAGCUGGCACAAUCGUUUCCACCAGCCCAUUUGCUGCAAGUAUGUCAUCUGCCAACUUCCACAACCCGUGGGACUUUGAUCCGGACCGUUGGCUGGGACAGAACGAGAAAGACGAUUUGGAAGCCAGCCAACCUUUCUCCCUGGGCACACGUUCUUGCAUGGGUCGAAGUCUGGGAUGGAUGGAGCUACAGACAAUCAUGGCGAAGCUGAUCUUUAGCUACGAUAUCGAACUGGUAAAUAAGGACGUGGAUUGGCUGCGGGACUCACGCAUGCAUACAUUGUGGGAAAAGCCGCCACUGAUGGUCCGCAUCUCGCCAUGGAACCCGUGA
Messenger RNA from Aspergillus tanneri, 1407 nucleotides. Its product is annotated as cytochrome P450. Gene Ontology annotation, molecular function: iron ion binding; monooxygenase activity; oxidoreductase activity, acting on paired donors, with incorporation or reduction of molecular oxygen. The record is from RefSeq and is a predicted model, not a curated record. The transcript is spliced from 8 exons. Bases 1 to 1407 code for a protein of 468 amino acids. NCBI's taxonomy places the organism in Eukaryota, Fungi, Ascomycota, Eurotiomycetes, Eurotiales, Aspergillaceae.